UGUUAAGUUUACAGACAUUUCCUUCAACCCUAAAACCCAACACAAUGCAAUGUAUAAUUCAAAAUAUUGAUAAAACGCCUGUGAAAAAAUCAAUACAGUAUACUUCCUUUAUAUUAAAGGGGUCAUAUAAUGCCCAUUUUCCACAAGUUUAUAUUAUUCUUUAGGGUCUUAAUGAAAAGUCUGUAACACAGUUUGGUUAAAAUGUCUCAUUGGUAGUGUAAAAAACACCUUUUUCACCCUGUCAAAAACAGCUCUUGUCAGAGCAAGCGGUAUUGUGUCAUUCUCCUUUAAAUGUUAAUGAGCUCUGCUGACUCCGCCCCUCUCUUCCCAGCCGCUCUCUGAGGGACUGUUUACUUUAGCAGCAUUCAUCGUGAAACUUGCUAAUUAGCACAUUAUUAGGAAAGGCCAUUUGCAAAGAUUCAUUUAAAAAACCUUGUACUCAUUUUUUCUGGAGGUGAAGCUGGAUCACGAAUGAUUCGCGCGAACAUAGACGCAUUUAGGUAGAUAGAGGGCGCAUUCCCUUCAGAACAAAACCUAACCCUCUUCAGCUGCUCAGAUGUCGGGAGUAAAUGACUACUGCUAUGUUCAUUAUUACAUCCAACAACAAAACACCUUAAUCGCUUAGGAGUCAUUCUUGUCUACACCUGCUGCGGCAGUCAAACAACUGAUGACAGCUCACUCAGGGCAGGUCUGAGAACUGUGCUCUGUAAAAACCCAGCCUUGACUGCCAUUCCAGUAGAUCUGCCAAGUGAUGCAGUCAAGUUUCGUCUAGAGCGCACCUCUGUUUCCAGGAUCUUCAGAGGUGCUUUCUCUGCCAUGCCAGAACUGCUUUAUUUGUGGCUUACAUAUAACUCCAUCACUGUUCUUCAUCCAAAGAGUUUCACAAACCUGUCUUUCCUUCAUGAGUUACGAUUGGAUGGGAACCUCCUGUCCUCCUUCCCUUGGGAGGGACUCAGGGAUGUGCCCCGCCUCCGAACACUUGGACUGCACAAUAACCGCCUGGCACGAAUCCCACCCCUGGCUGCGCGUUACCUUGCUAAUGUGACUUACCUGGACCUCUCGAGCAACAGACUGAGCACCCUGCCCAACGAUCUGACUGCUCUCUGGCCGUUCAGUGACAGCACUCAGACCCAGCGCUCAGUGGUUUUAGGUCUUCAGGACAACCCCUGGGUGUGUGACUGUAGGCUUUCCACGUUGCUUGACAUUAGUAAAGCCCCAGAAACUUCUCUGGUCCUGUUGGAUCGCUUCCUGACCUGUAGUGAACCACCGGAUCUUGCUGGAGUUCCCUUUCAGAGCGUGGAGCUCACUCGCUGCCGCAGGCCCUAUGUGGUGACCUCUGCCACCAAGAUCACAGCUCUACUGGGUAGUAAUGUCCUACUUCGCUGUGAAGCUACAGGACACCCGACCCCAACACUUACGUGGAUCAAAUCUGCCAUACCCAACAUUUAUAAACAAGGUUGUUGUAAGCAGAUGCAAAGCAGUAUGGACAUUGAAAGAUUGCCCAGAAAACUUUCUGGCUAUGUACAAGAGUCUCCACGUGUGGGAAUCCGCUGGUCAGCAGUCAGUCUGAAUGGAAUAUCGUAUAGCGAUGCAGGGGAGUACCGGUGCAGAGCACAAAACAUGGCAGGGAUAUCAGAGGCCAUUGUCAGUCUGAAUGUGGUCGGGGUAAUGGCUGAAUAUGCAGACUCCAAAAACUCUGACCAACAGCAAACAGCUGCAAAAUCAAACAAUACAAAGAGGAAACCCAACCAGAAAUCUAAGGCGAUACUUUCUUUGUUACCUCGAAACAUGACUAGACCACUCUCCCCUCCAAAGAGAGUCAUGAAAAUCCCCAAAGCCAGCAGAGACAAAAUGAAAAGAGACCGGACAGCUGUACAGAGCCUGCCACAGAGACACUUUUUGAUCGCUUCUGAAAAUCCACUGCACAGAAGACAAAAACCUCGUGUCUCCAUGUCAGUUCACACCUGACACAUUCAAAUUAUGUAUGUAUAUUUUCAGGAAGUUUCUUUUUUUCACAUGAAUGACCAUAAUCUUGUGUAUAUUUCCUUAACGGAGAGGUUGUUUUUCAUUAUUUACUCAGCUAUGACCACCAGAUGGCAGCUCUGAGAUAAAGACACUUCAGGACAAAAAAGUGAACCAGUGAACUGCAAUUGUACUUUUGAAAAUUGUUCAAAUUGAUUUCCCCUCACAUGAACCACUAGUCACAUCAGUAGUCUAAUAAAAGUCACAUACAGUACAACAGUAUUAGGCUUGUAGAUGACCUAUUGUCAUCCAUAUACAGUAUUGACAUAGGCUACAUUAAGGAUUACUGAAAAUGAAUGCUUUCUAAAAAUACCUCUUUUGUAAUGUGUAGCUGGCCAUAUAUGCCUGAUAGAUCCAAGUGAACAGCAGCUGUUGACUAACACACUAAGUGUCACAGUAAGGGCUAAAAAAGGGCCAAGAUGACCAUUUUGCUGAUCUAAUUUCGUCUGCUAGGGCUUUUAUAGUGAGUCAAAUAGAGUGAUGAAAUUCAGUGAGCGAUUAUUCAUCUUAACAGCUGUAACAGUUUCCCAUCUUUCUUUUAUCAUACACCCAGAUAAAACAUUUACAGUACCGUUGUUACCACUCCUUAUUAUUUUACAUUUACCAGAAAGGUUUUGCACAAACUGAUGAUAGCAAAUGAUGAUGAUAACUGAUUUAACUAAGUCUUUCACAUCUACAUUGCAGCACUCCUAUAAAAAAAAUCCUGAUUACUCCUGUAAAAUAUUACACCAUAUUCACGAUGAGAAACUUAUCAAGAAUUUGCCCUGAGCAGCCCCAAAACACUAAGCGCAAUUGCAAUAGUCAGUUUUUGAGAUGUUUUUUUUUUUAGAAAAGGCGAUUCAAACUCACACCUGAUUGUCAUCACACUAAAUAGUAACAUCUAGCUCAAAUGACCAAAACAUAAUUAUCCAAAUUUUUACUUUAAAUUUAUUGAAUCCACUUUGAUGUAAUAUUCUUACAUUUGAAGCGAAUUCAAUAAAGACAUGCAGUAAAUUAUUCCGUUUAGUCUUUAUGGAUCCAUGUGCUUCAGAUGAGAGUCAGAUUUUAGGGCAGAUUAUUCUAAAAAACAGAUGCCAAAGUUGGCCUGUGAUGCUCUUUGUAUUGGCCUGUCAUGCCCUAUGACAAAAAGGGGGAAAAAAACAUGUCGCAUAUUAUUAUCUAUGUUUUGUUUGUGCUUUGAAAUGUGUAGAAGUGCAUUUUAUUUUAAUAAAAUAUGGUUGGAUAUAA
This is a messenger RNA of Onychostoma macrolepis, 3249 nucleotides long. It is a transcript of the gene lrit3b, whose product is annotated as leucine-rich repeat, immunoglobulin-like and transmembrane domains 3b. NCBI's taxonomy places the organism in Eukaryota, Metazoa, Chordata, Actinopteri, Cypriniformes, Cyprinidae. Gene Ontology annotation, molecular function: protein binding. The record is from RefSeq and is a predicted model, not a curated record. Bases 817 to 1968 code for a protein of 383 amino acids. The transcript is spliced from 5 exons.